UUUAGUUAGGGUUUUUAUUGUAGCGGAGGACACAUGACAGAGGGUUUUAGAGACCGAAAAGGAAAAGGAAAAAAUCUAAACAAUGGAUCCUUCGGCUCUCAAUUCCGCUGAAAUGCAGCGAUUACUCAAUCAAGAAAAGGAGAAGGCCAUGGUUAAUGAGAUGCUGGCAAAGCUUACUAGUGAAUGCUGGGACAAAUGCAUCAGUAGUGCACCCGGGAGCAAGUUCAGCUCAAGUGAAUCAGCUUGCCUUUCUAAUUGUGCCCAGCGAUAUAUGGAUAUGAGCCUCAUCAUAAUGAAACGCUUUCAGUCCAUGCAUUGAAAGUUUAGGUAUCAUUGUUUUAGUAUGUCGGUUACAAGAUGUUACUGCUUGUUAGCCUCUAUAGUUGUUAAUUCUAUCAUUACAAGAUGCUAUGAAUUUUUUUGAACCUAAACCACUUUAUAUUUAAUGCUGCAUGAUUUGCAUCA
Hevea brasiliensis (rubber tree) is the source of this 465-nucleotide messenger RNA. Its product is annotated as mitochondrial import inner membrane translocase subunit TIM8. Lineage: Eukaryota; Viridiplantae; Streptophyta; Magnoliopsida; Malpighiales; Euphorbiaceae. The coding region runs from base 83 to 319 and encodes 78 amino acids. The transcript is spliced from 2 exons. The record is from RefSeq and is a predicted model, not a curated record.